Molecule: messenger RNA, 2446 nt
Organism: Hymenoscyphus albidus
Lineage: Eukaryota; Fungi; Ascomycota; Leotiomycetes; Helotiales; Helotiaceae
Source: the annotation of a GenBank genome assembly
GGGUGGUACCUAUUGACAGCCAAGACGGGCACAAAUGACGAAUGGCCUCGGGUUCAGGCUCAGGGGUGGAGAGACCCCCCCGCGAUGCGCUGCGCUGUUCCCUUCUGUGGGCCCGCUGCCGCUUAUUUACGAGGAUGACUGGACCCGACUUCCAGGUUAUUUGGUGUUUGCGCCGUGAACAACUCACCAAGUCACCAUCGCUGGAUCCUGCCAUAUUCCAUGACAUGUACUCCAACCUUUGGACCGAGACGGACCUAGGAAUAUCCAACUUCAAGUCGACACGGCCGUGGAGAGUAUGCAAACCAGUCCGGGUUGUCUCUUGCUGCUGAACAGACUUGACGACGCUGCCCAAGAUGGCGCAACCGCAACCUGCGGUCGAUCCGAAGGCCUUUUAUGGCUACCUCUUUCAGGCGGACAAGAAGCCUACCAAGUUGCUUUAUCUGCUUCUCAGAGGCAUCGCAAACUACAUUGUGAGUAUGCGCGGAAGGGUCGCGAUGGCGCAAAGCUCCAGCUACAACUGUCACAGCUGAGGUGUUUGCGACUCGGAGGGCCUGGCGCUUACCUAUACUGAUGACUGGCAGAGAGAGAAUGUUGGAGAUACCGACGACAAGAAGCUCACUCCCGCCAAGCUGGCCAGCUUCUACAAACUUGUUGGAGGCAACUACGAUUGUGGGUGAUCCCUAUCCCUAUUCCCAUUCCCAUUCUCAUUCCCAGUCCUCUACCCUGAACCGGCCUGACAUGAUGUUGUACGACAGCGCUGUUCGUCGAAGUACCGCAUCCCUCGAUAUCCUGGAUAUACGCCUCCAUAGGCUGCCAGCAUACCCUCCAACCUACGGAAAACGAUUUUACUCCUCCAUCCGUUCCCGCCCUCACCACGAAAGGGUUCGUCCGAUGGCAGUCCAUAGAGAUCCUGCUGGGUCCCGAGGAACAUGUGCCAUUCAUACAGAAUGCUGUGGGAAGUUUCCACAUAAAGAACCCGGAAACCGGGGAGGUCUUUCCGGUUGAACUGCCGAAGGAGGCAUUUCCACUCAAACCAGACGCAGAGAUAGAACGGUGGCACAGCGAAUGUGCCGCCAAAUUACGGGAAAGGGCUACCCCAGACGAAGAGGAUGUAUCACUGCGUCCGGAUCUGCCUCCACGCCCGAAAGUACAAACCGCCUACAAACAUGUGCGACCCGAGUACUUUGCCAAAGAGCCUAGAUCGCGUGUUCCAACCAGACCUAUUCCAUAUCAGCAUGUACCCGUUGCUGCUGGACGAGCGGAACGCCCAAAAUUGUCCAGAUCUCCAGAUCAUAGAGCUCGUCAAUUUCUUGCGCCGGAAGAACCGCUUUCUCCCCGUCUUGCGAGAGCGAGAAGACGUAGCUAUCCUGAGAAUCUGAAUUCUCCUGGUACAAGUCCCACAGGUGCCCCACCAGGACCAUCGUUAAGACCUCCGGAGCAUUCACACGCGCGACGACAUAGUCAUCCAAGACAUCCUCGUCAUGGAAGUGUUUCUCCCGAUGCAUCUUCUGAAGAUGAUUAUGAUCCACAUUUAGAUCCAUCAGCCACUGAACCGAGACGCCGUUCACAUCCCACUUCUUACCGGGGAGUACAAGUGGAAGAGGAAGUUAAUUCACCACGUUUUGGUCCCUCGGUAGCGAUGCCACCACCACCCGCGUCACCUAGAAGAAGAUUGGCACGGUUUCAUGAGGCGAGGGAUAGGGAUGAGGAAGCCAAGAGGCGGAGCUACGCAAUACCGGUUGAUUUAUCCGGCAAGCUCUCAACUCCAUUCAUGAUGGAUAGGGAUCGCGAGCGGGAGCGUGAGCGUGAACGAGAAAGAGACCGAGAAAGGGAUCCUCGAAGUAGUUCUAAGAAUGCAGGCAAGGUCAGCUGGAAAGACCUAGAUUUUAGUGACAUGUGGAAAAGAUCCAGCAAGGAAUCCUCUCAGGAUGAACACUCGGGUCAUUCAAGACAUCGAAGUAGUGGUGAGGAUAGGUCUGAUUAUAAAAGACGAGAUCGAGAACGGGAUAGGGAGAGAGAACCUAGACCACGACCUCAUUCGAGACGAAGUAGUCCUACCCCUGAGGAUAUCUUGCGUCGAGAACGAGAAGCCGUUCCUAUACGACCGAGACCCCAUUCGAGGAGAAGUAGUCCAGAGGAACUUCCCCGACGGGAGCGGGAUAGGGAUAGGGUUCGUGAGAGAGAUUUGGGAGGUAGAGGGGAGGGACGGGAGCAUCGUAGUUUGAGGGAGAGAGAUCGUGAAAGGGAGAGGGAGAGGAGGUAUGAAAGUCCCCUCAGAGGGGUUGAUGGAAGGAAAUAUCCGAGUCAUAGUUGAGUGGGGUUCGAAGUAGGUUUGGAUGGUAAUGAUUUAAUGUGACGGAUGAUGCUAGCUAUUAUGAUUUAGCAAAGGGACGGAUAUAUGGGAAGGCUAUGGCUAGUUAUGGGGGAUGGAUAUGAGAAUAUUUGU